Messenger RNA from Kluyveromyces lactis, 1893 nucleotides. RefSeq names its product putative ATP-dependent RNA helicase DBP6 (gene DBP6). Lineage: Eukaryota; Fungi; Ascomycota; Saccharomycetes; Saccharomycetales; Saccharomycetaceae. Gene Ontology annotation, molecular function: ATP binding; nucleic acid binding. Gene Ontology annotation, cellular component: nucleus. The transcript has a single exon. The record is from RefSeq and is a predicted model, not a curated record. Bases 1 to 1893 code for a protein of 630 amino acids.
AUGUUUGCUGCAAGGUUUGAUCCUACUAAGGUGACUGAAAAUGUACUAACAGCUGAAGUCACACAAAUAAAAGAACCCACUGUGCCCCAAAAGAGGAAAAGAGAUGCGGAAACUGAUGAUGAAGGCUCUGGUGAGGACGAUGCUUCCAGCAGUGAGGAUGAUGCUUCCAGCAGUGAGGAUGAUUCCGAUACAAUUAGUGAGCAAGAUGAAAACAAGGUUGCAUCUGUUGCGCCUACAGAAACUUCUCAGCAAUCAGUUGAUGCAAAGCACAGUUCCGUAUUAAAUAGAUUUCAACAGACUCUUUCCCUGCAAGGUGCGUUGAGCGCUUCAGACAAGGUCAGUAGUGACAACGAUGUACACGAUGAGGACGUAUCCAUGAAAGAUGUUCACAGUCUUACCCCAAUUCCUCAACCGGCCAAAGUGACCAAUGAAGCCUUGAAGCUUCUAGAUCCGUCUACAUAUAAAUCCACUGCGUGGGAUGCAGCAACCAAAAUUCAUUACGAUAGUAAAAUGGUUAAACAAUUCGAUAGCUACGAAGGUGAAUUAGAUGCACGUCUGCUUAAAAAUAUUACCUCCAAUUUCUCAUCUGAAACGUUCCCUAUUCAGACCAUUCUAUUCGAUAAAGUGCUCCCGCUUCUAAACUCAUCUUUUAAAGCAAACAGAAAACUUUUCACAAGACGAGUUGGUGAUAUAUUAGUAAACGCAUCAACUGGUUCCGGUAAGACCUUAGCAUAUUCUGUCCCUUUGGUUCAAAUUUUGAGAUCUAGAACAGUGAAUAAAGUUAGGGCAAUAAUUUUGGUUCCUACUAAAAUUUUAAUUCAUCAAGUCUACGAUUGUCUCUCUAAACUAAGUCAAGGGACCAGUCUCAAUGUAUCAAUGUCGAAACUCGAGAACUCCUUGAAAGAAGAACACAACAAAUUUUUGUAUAACUCUCCAGACAUUCUAAUCAUCACUCCGGGCAGACUGGUCGAUCACUUGCAGAUGGAAUCAUUUGACCUAAAAACUUUGAAGUUCUUAGUCCUUGAUGAAGCAGACCGACUAUUAAAUCAGUCAUUCCAAAAUUGGAACCAAGUGCUUUUCCACCAUUUGACAAACGAUAAGCAGGAUAAACGUCCAGGAAACGUAAUCAAAAUGGUCUUUUCUGCUACUUUGACUACGAAUGCAGAAAAGUUGUACAAUUUGUAUCUCCACAACCCCAAGAUCUUCCUCACAGAUUCUGUUAAAUUAUAUUCAAUACCUAAGAAAUUGCAAGAACUCAAUGUCAAUAUUCCUACUGCUAAGAGUCUGUUCAAGCCACUACUCUUACUAAGAAUAAUACACGACAUCAAGAGCAGUGCUUCGAGAAACGCUAAAAUAUUAGUGUUUGUGAAGAGUAACGAAGCUUCGAUCAGAUUAGAAAGCUUAUUACAUGCCAUGUUAGGAUCAGGAAUAAUUGAAGAUGAGUAUAAUAUGUUCCUUUCAUCAAUUCAUUCGAACAUCUCGAAGGGUAGUAGCAGAAAACUAAUACAGGAAUUUGCAUCCUCAGAACAAAAGAAAUCAGUUUUAAUUUCAACGGACAUAAUGGCUAGAGGUAUCGAUAUAAAUGAAAUUACUCAUGUGAUAAACUAUGAUCUACCGAUCUCCUCUCAACAAUAUGUUCAUCGUUGUGGUAGAACUGCAAGGGCUAAUACUGAGGGUAUAGCAAUUAACCUUCUAGUUGGUAAGGGUGAACAGAAAUUCUGGUCACAACAUAUUGACACUGACCUCAGUCGUGACAUUGAUGGUUAUCAACCAUCUGCUUACCUUGACGAAGAAAAGUUGUCUGAAUUAUUCUCUAUUGAAGACACUUUGAAGGAUACGUACAAGGGUUGUAUCAAACAACUCCAAACCAGCAAAGAAGCAGACAGUAAAUAG